GUGCUUACUUGCGGUGGAACAGGAGCCAAAUGUGGCUGCCCUUUGAUGGCGUCACAUGGCGGCGCAAAUCAAUCUGAGGUCGACUACAAACCAUUCGCAGUGCGCUUCCGCUUUCAUGAAGACAUUGAAUUCCAAGACGAAGACUAGCCCCCAACUUCAACAUGAAAAAACAACCUCAUGAUCGCUUUCAUGAGACUCUUACCCCGAAGUCUCACAUCUGAAUAAUGGCCACAGCAACCCCAUCCAAUUUCUCCACCUCUGGCGGCUUCAUCCGCCCCCACAACACCACCGCCCUGCCCUCGCCAGCUCCAAGUACAGCAUCAGCCCGCGCCGCCGCCGGUCUUCCACGUCCUCGUUCCAAGCCCCUCGUCCCGGGAUCUCGGAAAGAAGAGUAUGCGCGUCAAUAUGUCUCGCAGCGCAUGCUGCACAUCUCGCGGCGCUUUCACAAGAAGCUUGGCGGCGCGUUUGCCGACCCGGACGAUCCAACGGCCGGAUACGUUGCCUUUGACGACAUCUGUGACGAUCUGAGCGGGGUGGUGGAUGUCCUCUGGUUCUCGGGGACUCCCAAUAUCCAAAUCCCCUUCCUCCUCGAUGUCGCAUUAGCUAUAACCGAGUACCUACCCGCCUUUCCUCCAGCGCCGCGCCCGACUUUCACUCUUCUUAAGAAGCUCGACCACUGCUUUGCUAGCCUGCUUAGUGGAAAAGACAUCCGCACCCACCAGCCGCUGACCGGGCUCGAGCCCGCGCUGCUCAGUCGUCGCGGCAUGACGCGCACCGACAUGGUGCGCUGCAAGAGCUUAGCCGAUGAGACGCGACUGCAGGUCGCCAACAAGAUGAGCGGCGAGGCCGACGUUGAUACGUACUUGUCUGAUGACGACGACUUUGAGCUGGGAGGAAAGAGGCAGGGUAUCCGCCAUGAUGGACAUCUUGCGGAGAAGACUGAGAUUGCCGAAGAGACGGACGAGGGGACGUCUACAGCGGAUGACACAGAAUCAAGGGACAGUGCCGACUCGUCUGCCUGGACAGUGAAAUCUGAGGACAAUAACGACAGUGACUAUCUGCCGCCGGCCUCGACGAGACGAAAGGGGAAAUCAUCUGGCGAUAAUUAUGUACCGACGGCCCCGAGGACGCGAAAGCGCAAAGCGGGCGACGAAAAUGGGGAGACCCAGACAGCUUCUCUAUCUCCCAAACGACAAAAGACGGUAUCACCGCCAAUCAAAAUGGAAAAUCUCACGCCGGUGAUAUUCUCGACAGCACCGCCAGCAGCAGAGGGAAACAGGGCCAGCAAUGGGGGUCAAUUUCAAUGGAGUGUGGACGAGGAUUCGGAUCUUGACGAUGAAGAUGAUGAAAUUGCCCGUCAGGCUUCCUCUCCCGCUAUAAGCUUAGGGAACGCCGGGACGCAGCAACGACAAGGAACACCCCAAAGUAGAGCUUCAGCUGUGGAUGAAGUGGAGUCAGAACGAGAGGAAGAACUGCCCAGUGACGAGGAUGAUGAGUUUCACAUGAAUGUAGCUAAAGUCUACGAAAAGACCAUUGUCGAGAUUGGGAAUAGGUUGGGCCAAACAUCUUUAGAAUCUCUCGUCGAUUACAUUUAA
Molecule: messenger RNA, 1595 nt
Organism: Pseudomassariella vexata
Lineage: Eukaryota; Fungi; Ascomycota; Sordariomycetes; Amphisphaeriales; Pseudomassariaceae
Exons: 2
Coding region: 225-1595 (456 amino acids)
Cellular component (GO): transcription factor TFIIH holo complex
Source: RefSeq, a predicted model, not a curated record